AUGUCUAGACUUGAAAUAUAUUCUCCUGAGGGCCUUCGUGUAGAUGGUCGCCGGUGGAAUGAGCUCCGUCGAUUUGAAUGCUCAAUAAAUACACAUGCUAAUGCAUCCGAUGGCUCAUCUUACUUAGAGCAAGGUAACAACAAGAUCAUUACCUUAGUGAACGGGCCACAAGAACCUAAGCUCCGGUCAAAUAUGAAUGCAACAAAGGCAGUGUUGACCGUUUCUGUCAAUAUCACUCGAUUUUCCAAAACAGAAAGAAGCAAGUCGUCUCAUAAAAACGAAAGACGAGUGCUCGAGAUGCAAACUGCUUUGGUACGCACAUUCGAGAAGAAUAUACUGAUGCAUUUAUACCCUCGCACACAAAUUGACAUUCAAAUUCAUGUUUUACAGCAAGACGGAGGCCUAAUGGGCUCUCUAAUCAAUGGAAUUACAUUGGCUUUGAUAGACGCUGGCAUUGCAAUCUACGACUACAUCAGUGGAGUCUCGAUAGGGCUGUAUGAUACAACUCCACUUUUGGACCUGAAUACUGUCGAAGAAAACGCCAUGAGCAGCGUCACGCUGGGCGUAAUGGGACGAUCGGAGAAGUUAUCACUGCUGCUUGUGGAGGACAAGUUAGCACUCGACCGCAUGGAAAGUGUUCUUGCCAUUGGAAUCGCGGGUGCUCAUUGUACCAGAGACCUUAUGGACAAAGAGCUAAGAAAGCGCGGCGAGAAAAGACUCGCGAACAUUUCAUCAAAUCAAUAA
Molecule: messenger RNA, 744 nt
Organism: Lachancea sp. 'fantastica'
Lineage: Eukaryota; Fungi; Ascomycota; Saccharomycetes; Saccharomycetales; Saccharomycetaceae
Source: the annotation of a GenBank genome assembly